AUGUUUCGGUGCGGCCAUCCAAACUCUAAUUCCGUUCAUCCCACAACUUCCUUCCCAUCCCACUGGCUGCCAGCCCCCACAGCAAAUUCGUCCCUAGUUCUCGCAUCAUUGCCGCCGACUGCCUCAGCCAUGCCGGACUCACGCCUGUCUAUCGAAGCGCUGGUCAACGGCCCAAUGCCCUCGACCCGCCCCUGCACCACCUCGCCGUUGUCGUCUUCCCCUUGCUCGUCAUCAGAUUCCUUCAACUCUCUCUCCUACGCGGCAUGGACCCGGGAUAGUAACGUUCCGAGCCCAUCAACGCCCCUCUUACCUCCUACCGGUCCGGUCCUUGCACCACUGCGAACACCGUCUCCUUCGCGUCGCCCGUCAGAGCCUCUCGCCCCAACUUCCCCGCAGACUGUGAUCGUGAAAACGCCGCGUGGGAAGAGACAUCGAUGCAAUUUCAGAGGGUGUGGGCGUGACUUCACUCGCUUGUCGAAUCUGAAGGCCCACUGGCGCCGACACUCUGGUGAGGAGCCAUAUGCGUGCGUGCAUUGCACCAGAACGUUCAAGUGGCGGUCUUCUCUGAAGAGCCACGAGCUGGGAUGUGUUUACGAAUUCACCAAGGCUAAUUCAGGGCUUCGAUGGGUGUACGUCGACACCGAUCAAAGACGAGGCACUGAACAGUCGCUCACAGCACCAAAGCCAGAACCAGUCCUCAGACCACUGGCCAAUGGGACGAAACGACCGACUCCAUCGAUGCCAUACGAACAACAUAUGUCAGGAUAUGGGCCGAAAAUAUUGCACCCGCAAGGUCCAAAUGUUGGUCCUCUGGAAACUAGAACAUACGUGUGAACCACGAUAUCGUUGACGUAACCUGUGAGAAUAGUAGUUCUGUGCUUGAAUGCCUAAGAUUUGUAAAUGUAAAAAGCUUG
Molecule: messenger RNA, 914 nt
Organism: Chondrus crispus (carragheen)
Lineage: Eukaryota; Rhodophyta; Florideophyceae; Gigartinales; Gigartinaceae
Exons: 2
Coding region: 1-834 (277 amino acids)
Cellular component (GO): nucleus
Source: RefSeq, a predicted model, not a curated record